AAACAAAGUUAUCUUAAGUUCUUAACAAAUAAAAUGCAGUGCCCUGUGCCCAAAUAUUUAUAAUUUUAUACCUGAUUCCUGAGGUGAGGUGAGCAGUUGAGACUUGAGAGAGGCGGAGAGCAGAGAAUCAGAGAGAGGCUGAGGCGGUUCAGCUGGAGACUGAACAGUGGAGACUGGAGACUAGAGAGAGGCGGAGAGCAGAGAGUAGAGAGAAAGAUCUCUUUUCUCUAGUGUGAGAUAUCAUUUACUGGAGAUGGCAACAACAGCCGCUUCCAGCCUGCAAAUUGCAACAGCAAGACCCUGCAUUUCUUCUUCUCGCAGACUUUUCAAGGCAGGUGCUGCAAUUCUUGGUGGCAAUUCCAAGGCGGUAUCAUGGAAUAAGCUUACAAGUGCAUGCCAUAUAUCAUCUGUACAACCUUUCCAGCGGAGUUUUACAUCAUCGUCUAUUAAAUUUGAUAAGGUUGUUACAAAAGCAAUGUCUGAAGCUACUGAAAACAAGCCUAUCUCAGGGUUGCCAAUUGAUUUGAGAGGUAAGAGGGCAUUUAUUGCUGGUGUUGCUGAUGACAACGGAUAUGGUUGGGCAAUAGCUAAAUCCCUUGCUGCUGCAGGGGCUGAGAUUCUCUUAGGCACAUGGGUGCCUGCUUUGAACAUUUUUGAAUCCAGCCUGCGACGUGGAAAAUUUGACGAAUCACGUGUGUUGCCAGAUGGCUCUUUAAUGGAGAUUACUAAAGUAUAUCCUUUGGAUGCAGUCUUUGACAACCUUGAGGAUGUACCUGAAGAUAUAAAAGCAAAUAAACGCUAUGCAGGAUCCAGUAAUUGGACUGUUCAGGAAGUUGCUGAAUCUGUGAAGAAUGAUUUUGGCAGCAUCGACAUUCUUGUUCACUCACUUGCAAAUGGGCCAGAGGUCACUAAACCUCUGUUGGAGACAUCCAGGAAUGGAUAUCUUGCAGCUAUAUCUGCAUCAAGUUACUCCUAUGUUUCUUUACUCAAACAUUUCAUUCCAAUAAUGAAUCCAGGUGGUUCUUCAAUUUCUCUUACAUAUAUUGCUUCUGAAAGGAUAAUUCCUGGGUAUGGUGGAGGUAUGAGUUCAGCAAAGGCUGCUCUGGAGAGUGACACACGAGUGCUUGCUUUUGAAGCGGGUAGAAAACACAAAGUCAGAGUCAACACAAUAUCUGCUGGUCCACUAAGGAGCCGUGCUGCAAAAGCAAUUGGAUUUAUUGACAUGAUGAUUGACUAUUCAAUAGUCAAUGCACCUUUGCAAAAAGAACUAUCCGCAGAUGAAGUGGGGAACACAGCUGCCUUUCUAGCAUCACCUUUGGCUUCUGCCAUCACCGGUGCUGUUAUAUAUGUUGACAAUGGCCUGAACGCAAUGGGUGUCGGAGUUGACAGUCCAAUAUUCAAGGAUCUUGACAUUCCAACAGAUAAGCACUAGGACAACCACAAAUUGGUUUAUAGUAAGCCAGACUCCGAACUUCAAGUUUAGCUUUAAUGCUGCUAGUUUUCUGCUCCUUUUUUUCCCAAUCGGCUUCAACCUAGGAUGGUUUGGCUAGUGGCCCCAUUUUGUUGUGAGAAUUUUUCUUUGCCUUUCUUAGGGACAUUUUCUUGGGGGCAGGUGUUGCAAAGGCCCCAUGUGGAAGUCCUGGACCUUUGAAACACUAAUAAGAUUCAUGUUUCUUAGACUCUUCAA
Molecule: messenger RNA, 1687 nt
Organism: Quercus robur (English oak)
Lineage: Eukaryota; Viridiplantae; Streptophyta; Magnoliopsida; Fagales; Fagaceae
Product: enoyl-[acyl-carrier-protein] reductase [NADH], chloroplastic
Exons: 13
Coding region: 254-1432 (392 amino acids)
Biological process (GO): fatty acid biosynthetic process
Molecular function (GO): enoyl-[acyl-carrier-protein] reductase (NADH) activity
Source: RefSeq, a predicted model, not a curated record